This is a messenger RNA of Sebastes umbrosus (honeycomb rockfish), 2364 nucleotides long. It is a transcript of the gene acss1, whose product is annotated as acyl-CoA synthetase short chain family member 1. Bases 93 to 2165 code for a protein of 690 amino acids. Gene Ontology annotation, cellular component: mitochondrion. The record is from RefSeq and is a predicted model, not a curated record. NCBI's taxonomy places the organism in Eukaryota, Metazoa, Chordata, Actinopteri, Perciformes, Sebastidae. Gene Ontology annotation, molecular function: AMP binding; acetyl-CoA synthetase activity. The transcript is spliced from 14 exons.
GAACACCUGAGACAGACAGAGACAGAGCCAGAGCCAGAGGGAGGUUGAGUCUGAGUCUGAGUCAGCUACUCUUCUGACUGCAGAACACCAACAUGGCUGCUCUCAGCAGCAGCAGCAGACUCUUCAGGACCCUCCUGAGACCGGCUCAGACCAGGACCAGAACUGGACCUGGUCAACACAGGUGUGUGUCCUCUCUGCCUCCUCCUUCACCUUCACCUCCACCUCCUCCUCCUCCUCCACCGGGCACCUGGAGCUCCAGGCUGUCCCGGCUCUCCUACCGGGAUCUGUACCGGCUCUCGGUCUCGGAUCCGGAUCAGUUCUGGGGAUCCGCAGCCGCAGACCGGCUCCGCUGGGUGGAACCGUUCCACCGGGUCCGGGAUUGCGAGCUCAGCAGCGGGAAGAUCAGCUGGUUCCUGGGAGGGAAGCUCAACGUGUCCGUGAACUGUCUGGACGUCCACGUUGAGAAAGAUCCGGACCGAGUGGCUCUGAUCUGGGAGCGAGACGAACCGGGCACUGAGGUGAAGAUCACUUACAGAGAGCUGCUGGAGACGACCUGCCGCCUGGCCAACACCCUCAAGAACCAUGGGAUCCAAAAGGGGGACACGGUGGCCAUUUACAUGCCGGUGUCACCACUUGCGGUGGCGGCCAUGUUGGCGUGCGCCCGUAUCGGAGCGGUGCACACCGUGGUGUUUGCUGGCUUCAGCUCAGAGGCCCUAGCAGGGAGGAUCCAGGAUGCCCAGUGUAAAGCCGUGGUCACCUGUAAUCAAGGUGUGAGAGGCGGCCGACUCAUCGACCUCAAAGCUACAGUGGACGCAGCAGUGAAGAUCUGUCCGACUGUCCAACACGUCUUCGUCUCUCAGAGGACAGAAAAGCCUGCUGUGAUGGGACCGCUUGACGUCCCCCUGGAGGAGGUGAUGUCCUCCGUGUCCCCCGUCUGUCCCGCGGAGCCUCUGGACAGCGAGGAUCUUCUGUUUCUUCUCUACACAUCAGGAAGUACGGGGAAACCUAAAGGCAUCGUUCACACACAGGCUGGAUACCUGCUGUACACCUCUCUCACACACCAGUACGUGUUCGACCACCGGGACGGCGACGUGUUCGGCUGCGUGGCGGACGUCGGCUGGAUAACGGGACAUAGCUACGUGGUGUACGGCCCGCUGAGCAACGGCGCCACCACCGUCCUGUUUGAGAGCACACCGGUUUACCCAGACCCAGGCCGGUACUGGGAGACGGUGGAGCGUCUGAGGAUCACCCAGUUCUACGGAGCGCCGACGGCUCUGCGUCUGCUGCUGAAGUACGACGAGAGCUGGGUGAAGAAGUACGACCGCUCGUCUCUGAGGACGCUCGCAUCAGUGGGAGAGCCCAUUAACCACGAGGCCUGGCACUGGUUCCACAGUGUGGUUGGAGACGGACGCUGUCCUCUUGUGGACACCUGGUGGCAGACAGAGACCGGUGGCGUCUGUAUCGCCCCUCGUCCUGCAGAGGAAGGAGCCGCCAUCAUCCCAGCGAUGGCAAUGAGGCCGUUCUUCGGUAUCCAGCCUGAUCUCAUGGGAGAGGAGGGUGAACCUCUGUCAGGUGGCGGCGUCAGUGGCGCUCUGUGUAUCAGCCGGCCGUGGCCUGGGAUGGCUCGCAGCAUCUACGGAGACCACCAGAGAUUCAUCGACGCAUAUUUCAAACCGUAUCCUGGUUAUUAUUUUACCGGUGACGGAGCGUACCGGUCAGAGGACGGUUACUACCAGAUAACCGGUCGCAUGGAUGACGUCAUCAACGUCAGCGGCCAUCGACUCGGUACGGCGGAAAUCGAGGACGCUCUGGAUGAACAUCCAGCUGUUCCAGAAACAGCUGUAAUUGGAUUCCCUCAUGACAUCAAAGGAGAAGUACCGUUUGCCUUCGUGGUUUUGAAGGAGGACUGCGUUGACGACGUCCCCGUCGUCCUCCAGCAGCUCAGAGAACUCGUCUCCACAAAGAUCGCCAGAUACGCCGUCCCGGAGCACUUCCUGGUGGUGAAGCGGCUGCCGAAGACUCGCUCUGGGAAGAUCAUGAGGCGGAUCCUCAGGAAGGUUGCCACGGAGAUGACGGGUGACCUCGGCGACGUGUCGACUCUGGACGACCCGUCCGUCGUCAAGGAGAUCAUCGAGGCCCACGAGAAGUACAGGAAGCAAAAAUAAUAAAGGUAUACGUCAUUUAUUUCAGAAUGAUAUUGUUUGUGUGCCUUAUGUUGUCAAUUACUGGAACAACCUUGUAAAAGACCUCAAGUGGAAGAACAUCUGGACUCUACCCUAUAAGUAUCUUUCGACAAACAAAAUAAGAGAAGUAUCCUUUAAAAUCCUUCACAGAUAUUAUCCAGCAAGUCAUUAUCUUGUUAAA